Messenger RNA from Plenodomus lingam JN3, 1155 nucleotides. RefSeq lists its product as uncharacterized. The record is from RefSeq and is a predicted model, not a curated record. Gene Ontology annotation, molecular function: oxidoreductase activity, acting on the CH-OH group of donors, NAD or NADP as acceptor. NCBI's taxonomy places the organism in Eukaryota, Fungi, Ascomycota, Dothideomycetes, Pleosporales, Leptosphaeriaceae.
AUGCCUCCUUCGGCCUUUGACUUGGCCAGGCGGGGCAUCAAUUGCCGAUGUCACGUGGUGGCGGUACCGGUAGCUUUCCGACGCUGUUCCGAAAGACUCCAGUGCCACGCAGAUUUCGCGCUGCCAUGCGCUGGGAACUCGAUCCGCAAAGAGUUUUUUUUUCCUUCUCUCUUCUUUUCGAUUGCGUUGACCAAACCUGGCUGUCUACGAAUUCAGGCUGCUCUUUCAGCUCUUGGUGCCUUCAAACGCUCAACCCAUCUUUGCUGGAACUCACGAAUCUCCUCACGUCUAGCUCGUUUCCUCGUCGUUCACCACUUUCGUCUUUCAUUCCGAAAACAUCACCAAGGAACAGUGCCACCAACAGACAUGACCGCCGUCCAAGAACUCUUCUCCCUCCAGGGCCAAACCGCCCUCGUAACCGGAGGAACACGAGGCAUCGGUCAAUCCAUGGCCCUCGCCCUCGCCGAAGCAGGCGCAGACAUCCUUCUCGUCCAACGCGACACUUUCAACCAAACCACCAAACAAGCCAUCGAAGCCCUAGGCCGCAAAGCCACAAUCUACCCCGCCGACCUCUCCUCCCCGGCCUCCAUCACCAACCUCGUCCCCGCCAUCCUAGCAGACGGCCACAGAAUCCACAUCCUCCUCAACUGCGGCGGCAUCCAAAAGCGACACCCAGCCCACCAAUUCCCCGACGCCGACUGGGCCGCCGUCCUCCAAGUCAACCUCACCGCCGUCUUCCAACUCUGCCGCGAUGUAGGCGCACAUAUGCUGUCCCAGCCCGCUGACCUGCCCCUCUCGCGUCGCGGCGCCAUUAUCAACGUUGCAUCCCUGCUUACCUUUCAGGGCGGCAUCACGGUGCCGGCGUAUGCGGCGUCCAAGGGCGGUGUCGGACAGUUGACCAAGGCGCUGUCGAACGAGUGGGCGGCGCAGGGGGUCAGUGUGAAUGCGAUUGCGCCGGGCUAUAUUGCGACGGACAUGAAUGAGGCGCUGUUGAAGGACGAGAAGCGGGCGGAGAGUAUUCUCGCGAGGAUUCCGGCGGGUAGGUGGGGGAGGCCUGAGGAUUUCAAGGGUGUGGUGGUUUGGUUGGCAAGUGCGGCGAGUGCCUAUGUUAGUGGCGAGGUUGUUACUGUUGAUGGGGGGUGGAUGGGGAGGUAG